AUGCUAGGUCAGGGCUGGACCGGUGUGGUGCAGAGCAUGAAGGCUUUGGUGGCGGCUCGUCUGAGACUAGAGCACGCUUUCUACACCCUGACCAGUGAUCUGGACUCUGUGAGGAACGGUCAUAUCAAAAGAAUAACAGACAAUGAUAUCCAGUCUCUUGUGUUGGAGGUAGAGGGGAACAAUGUCAGUACCACCUAUAUAACCUGUCCUGCAGACCCCAAGAAGACUUUGGGCAUCAAGCUUCCAUUUCUGGUCAUGAUCAUCAAGAACCUUAAGAAGUAUUUCACCUUUGAAGUACAGGUUUUAGAUGAUAAAAAUGUUCGUCGUCGAUUUCGAGCAAGUAACUAUCAGAGCACAACACGGGUAAAGCCCUUCAUCUGCACAAUGCCCAUGAGGCUGGAUGACGGGUGGAACCAGAUUCAGUUCAACCUGUCAGACUUCACCAGGAGGGCCUAUGGAACGAACUACAUUGAGACGCUUCGUGUGCAGAUCCACGCCAACUGUCGCAUAAGGAGGGUGUACUUCUCAGAUAGACUGUACUCGGAGGAUGAGCUCCCAGCAGAGUUCAAACUCUAUCUGCCUGUCCAGAAUAAGGCCAAGCAGUAGAGCCUCCCACCCCACAGAUCCCUUAUUCCAGAUGUGACGUGAAGCUGUGUGACCUCUUUUUUCUUUUUGUUGAUGAGUAAUAAAACUUUGUAAAGUUGCUUUUGGUGUUAUUUUGGGACUAUCCAUUUUUUUCCCCAGCGCUAUUGCCGUCUGCACAAUAAAGAUUUUUAUG
Messenger RNA from Lampris incognitus (smalleye Pacific opah), 778 nucleotides. It is a transcript of the gene cfap20, whose product is annotated as cilia and flagella associated protein 20. Gene Ontology annotation, biological process: cilium assembly; regulation of cilium beat frequency involved in ciliary motility; positive regulation of cell motility. The transcript has 6 exons. Gene Ontology annotation, cellular component: motile cilium; ciliary basal body. The coding region runs from base 1 to 606 and encodes 201 amino acids. The record is from RefSeq and is a predicted model, not a curated record. NCBI's taxonomy places the organism in Eukaryota, Metazoa, Chordata, Actinopteri, Lampriformes, Lampridae.